Naegleria fowleri is the source of this 591-nucleotide messenger RNA. RefSeq lists its product as uncharacterized. The record is from RefSeq and is a predicted model, not a curated record. Lineage: Eukaryota; Heterolobosea; Eutetramitea; Acrasida; Naegleriidae. The coding region runs from base 1 to 591 and encodes 196 amino acids. Gene Ontology annotation, biological process: positive regulation of TOR signaling; cellular response to amino acid stimulus. Gene Ontology annotation, cellular component: Ragulator complex. The transcript has a single exon. Gene Ontology annotation, molecular function: guanyl-nucleotide exchange factor activity; molecular adaptor activity.
AUGCUGCAACCUCGUCUCUUGCCCAAAGUACUGGAACAAAUCAACACGGAUGGAAUCAAGACGACCAUUCUGUGCAAUGUCAAUGGAUCCUUGAUCAGCUCGAGUUUGUCCACAUCGGCAAAACAAAUUCCAUCACCAUCAUCAGCUCAACAAACUUCCAAUAAUAUCACCUUCUCCGAACAACAAAUCACCUACCAACAACGUUUACUUCCUUCCCAAAUCAAACACAUGGAUAAAUUAAUUGCAGCCAUUGCGGCCAAUAUGUGGCAUUCAUAUCAGAAAGCAGGACGAACGGCUUUCUCUCCCGUCGAGUACGAUGAAAAUGGAAAUAUGAUUGGACAAGAGGACGAUGAAAAUUUAGAGGAAGAAUCGGGUGGUACACAAAAACUGAAAACACUUCUAGUGGAUUGUGAAUAUGGACGAUUAGCAAUUUUGGGAGUGAGUAGAAAUGUGGUGUUGUGUGUUUGUGCAGAGAAGGAAGUUCCUUUCGGAUCGUUGAAUAAGAAGGCCCAAGUGAUGAGAGACUUUUUAUCGAGACCCUUCACGAUUGUUGAAGAAGCUGUAGACGAGGAAGAGGAGGAAGAAUAUUAA